CCGGCUGUAGUGCACGUGUAGUUAAUUGAGCACGUUAGUAAUAUUUCAUGAUGGCGGAACAACGUGAGCGUACUUUUAUUAUGGUUAAGCCUGAUGGUGUACAACGUGGUCUUGUGGGCACCAUUAUUGAACGUUUCGAAAAGAAAGGCUUCAAACUAGUCGGUUUGAAAUUCGUAUGGCCAUCAGAAGAACUUCUCCAGCAACACUACAGCGAUUUGGCAUCCCGGCCUUUCUUCCCUGGUCUAGUAAAGUACAUGAGUUCAGGACCUGUGGUCCCUAUGGUAUGGGAGGGCCUUAAUGUUGUGAAGACUGGCCGUCAAAUGCUUGGCGCAACUAACCCAGCUGACUCGCAGCCCGGCACUAUCCGCGGUGAUCUCUGCAUUCAAGUUGGGCGUAACAUCAUCCAUGGUUCGGACAGCGUUGAAUCUGCUAAAAAGGAAAUAGGCCUCUGGUUUACGGACAAAGAAGUUGUGGGCUGGACACCUGCAAAUGAAAACUGGGUUUAUGAGUAAAUUUAUUUUAAUCUGUAUAUUUUGUCUUGUUCUCAUAAUUUAUGUUAAACAUUCUGUGAUUAAAUGAGACAUUUUCAUA
Bombyx mori (domestic silkworm) is the source of this 591-nucleotide messenger RNA. RefSeq names its product abnormal wing disc-like protein (gene awd). Gene Ontology annotation, molecular function: nucleoside diphosphate kinase activity. The record is from RefSeq and is marked provisional. NCBI's taxonomy places the organism in Eukaryota, Metazoa, Arthropoda, Insecta, Lepidoptera, Bombycidae. Gene Ontology annotation, biological process: UTP biosynthetic process; GTP biosynthetic process; CTP biosynthetic process.